AUGUGUCCGGAUCCUGCCCUAUCGAAAAUCUGCUUUGUCCGGGAACUGGGUCUUUUUCAAGGUUUUCUUUUUCCAUCAGUUGGAAGUGAAAUUCUGUGCAAGAUUUGGUGGAAAUAUGACUAUCUAUUGAACGUCCCGUUGGAGCUUCGAGGUCUUCAAGAAGUGUUAUCUGGCCUACGGAAUACAUUCGGGUUCAAGACGCUAUCCUUCCAGUUGAAAAGGUUGGGUUGCUGUAACUUCGCUAGAAAGUUUGGAACUAAACCAUACAGGAUGACUAUUGGCGAUAAGGAAAAAUGGACGGCUAAAAAAGUUCGUGAAACUUUUAUGAACUACUUCAAGGACCAGCAACACAGGUUUGUUCCAUCCUCACCUGUGAUUCCAUAUGACGAUCCCACGCUUUUGUUUGCUAACGCUGGUAUGAACCAGUAUAAGCCCAUCUUUCUUGGAACUGUCGAUCCAGCUUCUGAUUUUUACAGUUUGAAACGUGCCCACAAUUCUCAGAAGUGUAUUAGAGCUGGUGGUAAGCACAAUGAUUUGGAAGAUGUUGGCAGAGAUUCGUAUCACCACACGUUUUUUGAAAUGUUGGGUAAUUGGUCGUUUGGUGACUACUUUAAAAAGGAGGCCAUUCACUACGCAUGGGAGCUUCUAACCGACGUUUACGGCAUCCCGGCUGAUAGAUUGUAUGUUACAUACUUCGAAGGCGAUUCUAAGCAAAAUUUGGAAGCAGAUCUUGAGGCCCUCGAGCUGUGGAAGGCUGUUGGUGUGCCUGAGGACCACAUUUUGCCAGGGAACGCUAAGGACAACUUCUGGGAAAUGGGUGACCAAGGUCCAUGUGGUCCCUGCUCUGAAAUUCAUUACGAUAGAAUAGGAGGUAGAAAUGCUUCCGCUUUAGUUAAUCAGGAUGAUCCAGAUGUCUUGGAGGUUUGGAAUCUGGUUUUCAUGCAAUUUAACAGAGAGAAAGAUGGCUCUUUGAAGCCGCUUCCCGCUAAGCAUAUUGAUACUGGUAUGGGUUUUGAAAGAUUAGUGUCUGUUUUGCAAGAUUGCAGAUCUAAUUACGAUACCGAUGUGUUUUUGCCCUUGUUCUCUGGUAUUCAGGCAAUUACUGGUGCAAGAUCAUAUACCGGUAAAUUCGGCGCUGAAGAUGCAGAUGGGGUUGAUACGGCUUAUAGAGUCUUGGCGGACCACGUUCGUACUUUGACAUUCGCUCUCGCAGACGGUGGUGUUCCAAACAAUGAGGGAAGAGGCUACGUGCUGAGACGUAUCUUGAGAAGAGGUGCUCGUUAUGCUCGUAAGUAUAUGAACUACCCAAUCGGUGACUUUUUCUCUCGUCUGGCCCCUACUUUGAUCGAUCAGGUGAAGGACAUGUUCCCAGAGGUUGCUAAAGAUCCUUCAUUUUUGUUCGAAAUUCUGAACGAAGAAGAAGCUUCCUUCGCUAAAACUUUGGAUCGUGGUGAAAGGCUAUUCGAAAAGUAUGCUGAGGCCGCUGCUAAGUCUGGUACGAAAACGCUGGAUGGUAAGCAAGUUUGGAGACUAUACGAUACCUAUGGUUUCCCUGUUGAUUUAACUGAAUUGAUGGCAGAAGAAAAGGGCUUAUCCAUUGACGGACCAGGUUUCGAAAAGGCAAAGCAAGAAUCCUAUGAGGCUUCUAAGAGAGGUGGAAAGAAGGAUAACGGGGAUCUUUUGAAACUGAAUGUGCACGAAAUUUCUCAACUAAACGAUGAAAAGGUUGCAAAAACUGACGACAGCGCCAAAUAUGGUACAGAAAACAUUGAUGCUACUAUUCUGAAGCUAUUCGAUGGGUCUCGCUUCGUUGACGAGAUUUCUGAACCAGGUAAGAAAUACGGUGUUAUUCUUGACAAGACAUGUUUCUACGCUGAACAGGGUGGUCAGGAGUACGACCAGGGAAAGAUUGUUAUUGAUGAUGUGGCAGAAUUCAAUGUCGACAACGUACAACUUUACAACGGAUUUGUCUUCCACACGGGUACCCUUCUUGAGGGCAAACUCUCAGUUAACGACAAAAUCAUCGCUUCCUAUGACGAAUUGCGUCGUUUCCCAAUCAGAAACAACCACACUGGUACUCAUAUCCUCAAUUAUGGUCUUUUACAGACCUUGGGCACUGAAGUCGAUCAAAAAGGUUCAUUGGUUGCACCAGAGAAGCUAAGAUUCGAUUUUUCCCAUAAGAAGGCAUUGACCAUCGAUGAACUGCGCAAAGCCGAAGACAUCUGCAAUGAUCAAAUCAGGCAAAAUUUGAAGGUCUUUUACAAAGAUGUUCCUUUGGACUUGGCUAAAUCCAUCUACAACGUUCGGGCAGUUUUCGGUGAAACGUAUCCAGAUCCAGUGCGUGUCCUUUCUGUCGGUAAGUCUGUUGACGAGCUCUUGGAGAACCCAGCCAACGAGGAAUGGGGCAAGUACUCGAUCGAAUUCUGUGGUGGCACCCACGUUGCCAAGACUGGAGACAUCAAGGAAUUUGUCAUUUUGGAAGAAAGUGGUAUUGCUAAAGGUAUUAGAAGAAUCGUUGCGGUUACCGGCUCUGAAGCACACGAAGCUCAAAGAGUCGCUAAUGAUUUCGAUCUCGAGCUAGUUGCUGCUGAUAAACUACCGUUUUCGCCACUCAAGGAGAAGAAACUUAAGGAAUUAGGCGUCAGAUUGGGCCAGCUACCUAUCUCUGUCAUCAAGAAACAAGAGUUGCGAGACAGAUUCUCCAAGAUCGAAAAAGCAGUCAAGGAUGAGGUUAAAACAAGAGCUAAGAAGGAAACAAAACAAACGUUGGACACUGUGAAAGAGUAUUUUGCGGAGAACGAAUCAUCUCCCUUCUUCAUCAAGUUCAUUGAUAUCCCUACCAACGCUAAGGCGAUCACCGAAGCGAUUAACCACGUUAAAUCCUCACUCAAAGACAAAUCCAUAUAUUUAUUCACUGGUAACGAUCCAGAGGGCAGAGUUGCCCACGGCUGUUUCUUGUCAGAUGAUGCUUUAUCAAGUGGUAUAGAUGGUCCUUCUUUGAGCAAGAUAGUCACCUCUGCCAUCGGGGGAAAAGCUGGUGGUAAAGGUAACGUUUUCCAAGGAGUGGGUGACAAGCAAGAAGGUGUUGACAAGGCGAUUUCCGAACUACAAGCUCUUUUCAAGGAGAAGCUAAUUGUUUAG
Torulaspora globosa is the source of this 3141-nucleotide messenger RNA. RefSeq names its product alanine--tRNA ligase (gene ALA1). The record is from RefSeq and is a predicted model, not a curated record. Gene Ontology annotation, molecular function: amino acid binding; ATP binding; nucleic acid binding. The coding region runs from base 1 to 3141 and encodes 1046 amino acids. The transcript has a single exon. Gene Ontology annotation, cellular component: mitochondrion; cytoplasm. Gene Ontology annotation, biological process: tRNA modification; alanyl-tRNA aminoacylation. NCBI's taxonomy places the organism in Eukaryota, Fungi, Ascomycota, Saccharomycetes, Saccharomycetales, Saccharomycetaceae.